Messenger RNA from Phytophthora infestans T30-4, 780 nucleotides. RefSeq lists its product as uncharacterized. The record is from RefSeq and is a predicted model, not a curated record. Lineage: Eukaryota; Oomycota; Peronosporomycetes; Peronosporales; Peronosporaceae. The transcript is spliced from 2 exons. Bases 1 to 780 code for a protein of 259 amino acids.
AUGGCGCCUGGUCGGCGGGAGAUUCGUGCGUGGCGCAAGGAGCACGACGUUGGCAAUCGUCGUGUCAGCGCAACCUCCAGCCAAGACGUCGCCGCUCCCAGUGGCAAUGUCCCGUUCGAAGAACUACUAGCCCGAGAGCUGCGUAAAUCAGAAGGAAUUAACACUAAAACGUCAGUGUCAACAAGCUCUAAGGUGUCGAAGAAGCCUUUUCUCAAGAAAGGAGCCCGUGGCUGGUGGAUGCGGCAACCAGAUGCUAAGCAGAAGGUAGUUAAACACACGCUCGUGUCCAAGGGAGAAGAAGAAAAGACUAUCAGUAGGACAGCUUCAGUGACUCAGAAGAGGCAACCAACGCAACAGCAGAGAAGGAGAAGGCCCUCGUCCGCCUCGUCAUCGAAAACGUUGUCUCCAGUCGCGACACCGACGCAGCAGAUUCGGACUGCCCCAACACCGUCACAGACGCUUUCACCACCAGUGUCGCCGAUUCGACGGAAACAAUACAGUAAUCAAGUUGAUAAUGACGUAGACGAAAAGCUGCAGAGGAGGCAGCAGAAUGAAGAUUUUGCAUCGUGGAAGAACGCAUCAUUCCGCUCUACAACGAGUACUGACAUGGGCUUGAGAACUGUGCGGCAAUCGUACGAGGCAAAGCAGCAACGUGAAGCCAAUGAGAUGGCAGAGUUCGAGGCGAUUGAGCGGGAUCUGGCGGCAGAGAAAGACGCAUACUUGAAGGAGAAGCAGCAGCAAGAGGACCGACAAGAUCAGGUGGACGAGAUGCCGAGCUAG